AGAGGAGGCUUCAAGAAGUCGACUUGGAGUUCGCCCAAGAACCGUCGGUUGCAUAAGGGCCAACCCAUCGACUGGUGACCUUCGAUUUAGGCAGUGACCCCCCUAGGGAUUGGGCACCGCAUUGUCAUAAAGCGGGCACGUGCACUACGUUGAUAGCGCGAACUUCUGAGAUAGCCGCCAAAAACGAAAGCGGUUUCAAUUGUAUUUCUUUAUUUUUCUAUAAUUCUGGCGAGCGGCUCGCGUUACAUUGACUUUUCGCUGUGUUGGUGCGGUUUUUCGGCUGCCCCGGGGCGGGAAAAAGAAACGUUUGCAGAACGGAACGCUGCAGUGAACCGUAGACCCAAAGUGCACUCGACAAGGGCAUGCAUAAUCGAAAAAUGCGACGAAUUUCAGUUAUCGCUUGUAAUGCAAUCUGUGUUCUGCGCAGCUUUAAAAGUGUAUUACAAUGUUGCUGACCAGAUACUAAGAAGGGAAAUUGGACUCGGAAUCGAGCAUGUUUCCACGAUAGCUCGGUGUUCGUAACCUGAAAGCUAUGUAGCUAUGAUAUUUUCUUUGGAUAUUAAUUUGAACCUGUUAGCUCAUGAAACCAUAUAUUGUUAUGGUUCUUCGUUUACUGAGCUUGCAAUUUAAUCCAAUUUAAAUUUUUAGUUUGCUAACUAUGGUGCUUAUAAUGUGACUAGAAGUGUAUAGAACAAAAGGGUAAAUUACUUAAAGAUGCAUCUUAACUUAUUUGAAAUAUUUCAAGCCCAAAUCAUUAUAAUUCCCUCAGCUUAUCUCUAGAUAGACCUCUAGGCAGAUCUUCCCUAGUAACUCUCCCUCAAGAUCUUGCACUUCGUGCCUUUGUCUCCCAUUUAGUUGGGCUCUGGAUCCCCUAGACAAUGUAAACUGCAUUUUCAUUUGCCGGAGGUGCAAAUAGCGAUAAACGUGUCCAAAUAUUUGGCCAGCCAAUUCUGUCAGUCUGCGAUUAUUUUCCGGGAUGGCGAAACGCGAGUGGCAUUUCGGCUGGCGGUAGUCAACAGCAUAUUUGGGUGCAAUGUGGCUGACUGAUUACGGAGUGCACUCCACAGAUCUAUUCCUCUCAAACACAAUGUAUAUUUGCAGGCAGCACUCCGAACCCAAUCGUAGCUAUCAGCAGCCAUGGCUGAGAAUGAGCCGCUGAACGACCUGCAGAGCCAGGUGAAUGGUCGCAUCCUGCCCGCCAAUGGACACACUGCACCUGCGACCAACGGCCUGGUGCAUGCGAAUGGCAAGGAUGCGUUGAAGCCGCCUGCGUCGGCUCAGAACGGGAACGCGAACGGGACACACAUCGAGGCGCCCUGCUGCCGGGACAUACAUGGCAAGGAGCCACCGGACGGAGGAGCCCGCGCCUGGCUGGUCAUGGUGAGCGCCUUCCUCUGCAACGGCAUCAUCUUCGGGUUCAUCAACACCUACGGCGUGAUCCAUUCGCUGCUGACGGGUAGGCUCACAAAGCUCGGCGAUCCGGAGGCAUCCAGCAAAGCGGCUCUGAUUGGAGCCCUGGCCAUCGGCACCACAUUCCUCUUCUCCACAAUGGCUGGCUGCCUGACCGACAAGAUUGGACUGAGGCUGACCACAUUCGCCGGCGGAGUCCUCUCUGCAGGAGGACUGCUGCUGUCCUCCUUCUGCACGGAGAACAUCGGCGCCCUGUACUUCACCUACGGGAUCAUGUUUGGCCUGGGCGCCGCCCUGGCCUACACGCCCACACUGGCCAUCCUGGGCCAUUACUUCAAGCGCUACCUGGGCAAGGUGAGUGGCUUCGUGACCGCCGGCUCCAGCGUUUUCACUGUGAUACUGCCGCCCUGUCUGGACAAGCUCCUGGGCAGCUAUGGUCUCGAGGGUACCCUGCGGAUAAUGAGCCUCGUUUCCGCCUUCAUUAUACUCUGCUCCUUCGUGUACAAGCCACUGCAUCCGCCACCGGAGCCGCCAAAGAAGAAGCCCGGCAGGUCGCGCAUCAAUCUCUUCAUGCGCUCCAUAAUCAACGUGGAGAUCUGGAAGCGCAAACGCUUCGUCAUCUGGGCUCUUUGUGUGCCGCUCGCCCUGUUCGGCUACUUCGUGCCCUAUGUGCACAUGAUGCAGUUCGUGAAAACCACAUUUCCCGGCGAGGAUGUCAACCUGCCGGUCAUGUGCAUCGGCAUAACCUCCGGCAUCGGGCGUCUGAUUUUCGGCGUCAUUGCUGAUAUGCCGGGUGUAAAUCGCAUGUACCUGCAACAGCUGUCCUUGGUGUCCAUUGGCCUGGUCACCUUGCUGCUACCGCUCACCAACUCGUAUGUUACCCUCGUCUCCUUCACCCUGGUUAUGGGGCUCUUUGACGGCUGCUUCAUUUCUCUGCUGGGCCCAAUCGCCUACGAGAUCUGUGGCCCCUCGGGUGCCACACAGGCCAUCGGCUUUCUGCUUGGCCUCAGCUCCAUUCCGCUGACAGUGGGCCCUCCGGUGGCGGGCAUGAUCUUCGACAGCACGAACUCCUACACAUUGCCGCUGAUCCUCGCUGGACUGCCCCCGCUGCUCGGCUCCUCGCUUUUAUUCCUCAUUAAAUGCGUCAAGGAGGAGGAGAACGGGGUCAGUGCACCGCGAGCGGUGGUCCUGGCCAAUGGAGACAUCGAGAUUGCCGGCAACGGCCAUUAUCGGUCUGCUGGCACCAAGUCCAGUGCACCGCUGAUGGGUGCCACCAAAGGUGUCAAUGGAACCGCAACAGCAUCCCCAACUAUCCAGAGCAAUGGACACGUGGACAACGGAACUGGUUCGUACCCCGACUCACCUUGGCCUAGCCCCACUCGCAUCUCAGACUCCGCCGCCUGCGACCACACUAACCCGGGCACUCUGCUGCCCAGCUGCUCACACACCGCCCUGCUGUGCGGGACUCCUGGCGCUAGCAAGUCCCUGCCCCUGAGCGACGACCCCAAGAGGCGUCGCUAUAGCUACUCCAUCUACUAACCCACUCACUGCCUAGUUGCUAGCUGCUAGAGCUUCUCUGCUUGCUGCCUGUUGUACUCUGCCUUCCUGGUGUGGAUCGAGUUUGUAAUCGAAUAGCAUGACUAAGACGCACUUCUGUCCACUCCACAUUCCGAGCACCUUGUUUCUAACCCUGCACCUGCAUCCCUUGCACCCCCAGCACCCCAACACCCCUAAGCCCAUUCCCAUAGUACCCAAUUGCUUUGUAGAUCGUAAGCCUCAUC
This is a messenger RNA of Drosophila erecta, 3191 nucleotides long. RefSeq names its product monocarboxylate transporter 10 (gene kar). Bases 1138 to 2949 code for a protein of 603 amino acids. Gene Ontology annotation, biological process: transmembrane transport. NCBI's taxonomy places the organism in Eukaryota, Metazoa, Arthropoda, Insecta, Diptera, Drosophilidae. The transcript is spliced from 4 exons. Gene Ontology annotation, molecular function: monocarboxylic acid transmembrane transporter activity. The record is from RefSeq and is a predicted model, not a curated record.